AAAGGUCGCUCUGCUCUCCUAAACCGUGUGCUUUAUGAGGACGCCUGGGUCCUAGAAGAACCUAAAACCCCUCUUCCAUCACCCAAGAACCAGAGAGAGGAAUAAAACCCGUAAAAGCGAAAGCCGGUUCUUUGCUAUCCAUUCCCUUCCCUCUCCUUUUCCCCUCUUCCCCCUACUUCUAUCCACACAACCCCUAACCUCAUCCCCCGCUCGUGAUUCCAUUAACUACCUAUCAAUCCUCUCUCAUCACUCCCCUAUUUCUCCUCCCUUCUCUCAUGACUUCUUCCGCUAUUUGCUGCUCCCUCGCCCUCCUCUUCCUCCAACGAUGCCAUCCCCUCUCCGGAACGGGGACGCCCCCUUCCCCGCUGGGGCCGGCGGACCACCGCACCGCCACUUCCAUUCCGCCGUCGCGGAGCACAAGAUCCGCCGGCUGAACGCGCUUAUCCUCCUCCUGCGCCUCGCCGCCUUCUGCUUCUCCCUCGCCGCCGCCGUCUUCAUGUCCGCCGACUCCUCCCGCUCCCCCACCUCCCCUUCCUGGCUCCACUUCCACCCCUUCAGGUCCGCUAAUUCUCGCAGGUUCGUGUUCGCGGCGAAUGGGAUCGUGGCCCUGUAUUCCUUGUUCGAGAUGGGAGCUUCCAUCUGGGAGAUCCUGAAAGGCGCCACCCUGCUCCCCGAGUCGCUGCAGCUCUGGUUCGACUUCAGUCACGACCAGGUGUUCGCGUACAUUCUGCUGUCCGCGGAGGCGUCGGGGCUGACGGAGGCGCGGGGGAAGGCGGGUGCGUGGGCGGCGGAGAGCGGCGGUUUCUGCUUGCAGUCGUACAUCUCGGUGGGGUUGGGCUUCGCUGGGUUCGCCUUCCUCGCACUCUCUACUCUCCUUUCCGCCUUCCGCGUCGCCUCCUACAUCAUCACCGGCUCUCCCUUCCAUUUCUGAUAUCGUAUCGCGUGCCGGCCGCUGACUUUUCCAAUGAUGCAACUUCUUUUAUUGUCGUGCAAUUUGAAAGUUGCAAUCAAGAAGAUACUAUAUUCAAUAGAGAAGAUGCCUUAGCAUGCAAACAACGAGCUUGUUCUUUGAUGCUGUUAUAGAGAAGGUACUUAUUUUCUACCAAAUAUUUCCAUUUUUGUAGACCUCUGUGACGGCAAAUUUAAAGAGAAGGAAGAAACAUGUGAAAUGUUCUAUUUAUGUUUCUGGUAGUUCUCUUUGGUUUUCUUACAUGCCCAUUUUGCAGCUGGGGAAUGGAGCCAAAUAGCCUAUUUUACUUAGUCGAGAGAGAAAUUCCCAUUUGCUUCAUUUAUUUAAGUUUGCUUAUGCCAAAUAUUCGUCCAAUUCUAUUUAGGAUAUUAUAUUUUUCCACUUGUUAUUCUAGACUUCAACCAGUAUGUAAUGUUUUUGAUGAAGCACUCGAGUAUUUCAAGUCCAAAAUAAAAUGACUCUUAAGUUUGCUUAUGCCAAAUAUUUAUCCAAUUCUAUUUAGGAUAUUAUAUUUUUCCACUUGUUAUUCUAGACUUCAACCAGUAUGUAAUGUUUUCGAUGAAGCACUCGAGUAUUUCAAGUCCAAAAUAAAAUGACUCUUAUGGCCAUGGUCCCUUGAAUCCCUUCCAUUUUGACCACUAAAACUCCCGUGUUGCAUCUGAAUUGAUACCUGAUAUUAGAACUCUCAACAUGCCUAAUACAAACCAAAAUGAAAUUAAGACUUGUUCUCUUGUAAUUUCUAAAAAUAUCGUCAAAUGGUGCUGUAAACACAUUAAAGUAGUUGAAUGUUUAUGUUUAAUGCUGUGAUGCAUGAAAUUGUUGGCCAUAUUUUGGACAAAAAGUGGAAAAUGAGAUGUGGUUUUUCUAAGGUUAGCUUCACAAAGAUAAUAUAGGAAAAGUCAUAUACAUUGUCAUAAAAAACAUGUGUCGUGAGGCAGCUUGCUUGGAUGAAGCAACUGUCCGUGUAGUUGGGCAGUAUGAGAUCAAGAAGUGCUUAGUUGAAAUUUGAAAAGUAAACUAACUGCAGCACCAUUGCAAUAAUGAUGCAGGGUUUUCUCCAGUAGCAGCCAUUCUCCUAGUACUUCUUCCUCUACGCAUUAAGCCUUUAAUCGAUCUCGGAUGUCUGGACCCUCCAGACAGAGUGAACUAGAACUUUGAAGUAGCGCCCAAGAAAAAAUUGAAGUCAAUGGAUGAUAGGGCUUCCAGUUCAAUUAGACAUUGUUAAUCAGUUUCUUACAAGUUACUGGUUUGUUGGUUCACAAAUGGUUGUGCAUGUUAAUAUCCCUUGUUUGUAUUUUAAAGAUUGUAAAAUGCAAAAUGCUUUUUGAUGACUCUCUAUUAUUAUUUUUUUCAUAAUGUUAUUAUGUUAGAUUCAGUUUUUCCAGAUAUGCCAAACUCAGGGGUUCAGCAGUCCACCAUGCCUGGUCCAAGUGUGUACUUUUUGCAAACUCUGGCUGUUCUAGGGUGCACGAACCUUGACCUUUUUUGUGCUUAAGAAGGUUAUUGUGUUCUCUGAGAGUGGAAAUGAAUCUUAGCAUAACCAUUCAAGGAUUUUUUUUAAAAAAAAAAUCGUAUUAACCAUUAACUUGAACUCUAUUGUUUCUACAAGGAAACUGAAUGCUGGAAUUUUUUGUACAUAGUCUCUUGGCCUUUCAGAUAACAUGAUCUAAAGAAAAGAUAAGGAUAGAACUUCACAUUUUCCUUGUCCAAGUUCUCUUCCUAUUGUAUUUUUUCUGUUCAUUAUAUAAAUGCUUACUCCAUGCCAAUUUGUUUGUACAUUUGAUCUGUGUCAUCUGCAGACAUACAGAGUGUAACAUUCAAAUCAGGUACACUGCAGAUGCACUUUUGAAGUCAAAUGGCUUAAUCCUAAGCUGAAUCGGGAAACUAUGACUGUUCCAUCUAAGUCAGUCAUGAAACUCUCUGAUAAAGAUAUUUACAGCCACCCAGUGUUCGCUGCAAUUUUAACUGCUUUGACUUGUAGAAAUGAUGUGGAAGUUCCUUCAUUCCUUUAUUGUUUAGAGGAAACUACCUGUGAAACUAACUUCCAUGGAUUGUAGGAAAAGCAAAGAGAAGAGAUAAGCAAAUCAGCUGAUGUAUCAGAGUGCUCGAGAGAUGUUCUUUUUGAAGGUAAAAGAGGUAUGAGUUCUUUAAGAAGUUAAAAGAGGUAUGACUCUAUCUGCAGCCAUUGAUUUUGAUUAGUUAUAAGAAAUAAUGAAGUUUCCCAAUCAUUUUUCCCUUUUAGUUAAAAUGUUGAUAGCAUAGAAACAAAAAUAUAAAAUGCAGUGAAUACUGUAUUGAUGUAGGUAUAAGCAUAUUUUUCGGGAAAAAAAAGAAGAAAAAGAGAGAAGAAUUGCUUAAAACCCUUAAUUGAUAAGGAAAGUUGCCAACUUAUUCUCCUCUUGUAGCAUAGAAACUAUGAUAUCCAUAUAACAAAGAUCAUUAUAAUUUUCUCUCCAUCUAGUAAGUAUUGAAGGCCCCUGCACUUGAUUAACAGAACUUGAUAAAAUAAUCCUUAAGCAACAUAAUGCUAUGUUAUUUUGUUAUUUGUGCCUUGCAAAUUAUAGUAGCACAUACUUGAAAUACCUCUUCAAUCCUGUGCAUGCGUGUAUUUAUGUUAAAAAACUGCAAUCUACAAGUUUCCAGAUGCAUUAUUGUAGUUGAUUUAAUUGGUCUGUGGGCAUAUGUUACAACUGAACACUUCCUGUUUACAGCUAACCUCAAUAUCCAGCUGUUGUUUACUCUGGCUCCUGGUAGAUCUUCUGAAGUAACAACCACUUUAUUCCAUCUGCGGCCAUUGAGGUUAGCUGUAAACAAGGAGUGUUCAGUUGAAGGUCGGUCAUGCACCACAUCUUAUAGAAAUAUCUGCAUUCCAUGUCAUCUGAUGAACGAAAAAAUGAUGUUAUAAUUAGAUGAAACCCAACUUUGUCUUUGCCAAUGAUUUAGCAAUUCUCACCUCGUCACACUUUAGUAGUUAUAAAUGUGAUGUUAUUUACUCUCUAUUUUAUGUUGCAUCUGGUCUCCGGGUUUAUUUUUGGGGGAUGCUGGACCACAUUGUUGUGUCAAAUAUACCAUCCUUCUUACAUAAGAGCAACAAAUUAAAAGGCCACCAUAGGAACUUGUGUUGGAAGAAAUGGGUUGCAGAUGUCUUAGUCGCAGGGGCUUGCCCUAUUCUCAUUUCUGAAGUCCAAACCACUAGAUUACGUAGUAAUAUUAUAUUCGAGUGGGUUGUUCAAUAAUUCAGCUGUCAUUGGACUCGGAUUAAUCUUAUGAUAUUGUAGGCAUUAUAUGAAUAACACCCCUGGGUGAUCAACUUCGCGGAAAGGCCUUAAUUUUAUGGUCUUACAGGUUGGAACUGAUUGCAGAAUAAAUUGUUGCAAGUUGAAUUCAAACUAAAAAGAGCAUGAAUUCAAACCAAGAGCAUGUUCGAGUAGCAUGGUUACCUGAUUUGCUAUAUGCUUCACACAUCUUGCAUGCAUGCCCAUGUUGAGAUAUCACAAGGAUGCCAAGCGCUUGUUAAAUUUAAAAGAAAGCACCCUCGGUCAUGGAAGCAGCCGGCAGAGUUGUUUCUCAAGAUGAUGUCAGAUGAAUAAACCAACAAGAACAGGAGCUUUCAUUGGUCAUCAUUGCUGUACUGAUUGUAUCAAAAUUCUUGCAAACGAAAUAGGAUUUGCCUUCCAUGUUGGUUAGGUUUACUUGCAUUCUUUACUGUUAUGGUUUUUCAGACUUCCCUGGCCAUGGGAAAGACCUACUUGCGAUGACGCCUGCACGAGCUGCAGUUUGAGGGGUUCAAACUCUUCAAAUACUAGUGAAAAUAUUUUUUUCAAAAAAAAAGAGGAGUAACAUGGAAACCCUUAUUAUCCCUUA
Messenger RNA from Phoenix dactylifera (date palm), 4834 nucleotides. Lineage: Eukaryota; Viridiplantae; Streptophyta; Magnoliopsida; Arecales; Arecaceae. The record is from RefSeq and is a predicted model, not a curated record.